Molecule: messenger RNA, 1281 nt
Organism: Encephalitozoon hellem ATCC 50504
Lineage: Eukaryota; Fungi; Microsporidia; Unikaryonidae
Exons: 1
Coding region: 1-1281 (426 amino acids)
Source: RefSeq, a predicted model, not a curated record
AUGCCAGAUCUGGCAAGCAAAAUAUCGAAGUUCAACUCCUUCAACCUCGAGUCUUACCUGAACAAUGCCUUCCAGAAGUACGAAGGAUCCAUACUGGAAAACGAAAGGCACAAUGUCUCAAAGAUAGAGCACGAAAUAGACACGGAGCUGCUCAAGACGUUUCUUCUCAACAGCGACUCCCUACUUGCCAUUCUUGAUGUCUACGAAGAGUCGUACAGAAUGGUCACUGCCAUGGUCGACCUGUCCAAGGAGCUGGUCAGGUCCAACAUGGACAGGGGUACCGAGGAGGAAGUUUUUGUUGACAGGGAGCUUGUGGAAAAGUUCAGGCAGAUACUCAACAACUUCGACGACGAGGCUGCAGUCUUUGCAACCGAGGAAAGAUACCUGGUUCACUUCGACAUCCUCAAGGAGAAGAGCGGCUGGGAGUGCAUCCUUGUCCUUACAAACGACAUUCUUCUGAUUGGCACUGUCCAGAAGGGAGUCAAGAAGUACAGACUUUUGAAUGCCUACAGCUACAGCAUUGCCCAGAUCCAGGUUAAGGACUGCAUGCUCGAGGUAAGGGUGAGCCCGAGCGUCUACACGUUUGAGAAAGACAAGGAGAGCGUGGAGUACAUACUCAGGGUCUACCAGGAGCUGACAUAUAGCUACGAGAAGAAGGCUUCAGACAGCUCUCCCAAGCCCGAGGUUGACAAGGACCUAAUAGACUACCUUGUCUUUACAGAGCAAUACGAGUGCAUUGAAGCCGACGGAUCGCCCCUCUCCCCCAGAAUCGUAUUCCACAGCAAGGAAGAGAUCACGAGGUAUCUUUCUGUUGCCUCAAAGUCUAAGGAGGGAAUAUCGGCGCACGUCUUCCCGUUUCUUGAGGAGAGGCUCAGAAAGGGCCUUGAGAAGAUCAACAAAAUCCAGCCUCUCCGAAGCUUUGUCGAGGAUGUCUUCAAGUACUUCAACGAGUUUCUAGAAGAGCAGGACAGCCUUAUAGAGGAUAUGAAGAAGAUAGGAAGCAUCAGGAGGGGCGGCGUGGUUCUUCUCAUAGAGAGGCAGCUCGUUAGGUGCAUCGAGAUCCUCGGGUCCCGGAUAUUCAGCAAGGGAUACGAUGCAAAGUACACAGACUCCGUACUCGAGCUCAUCAGCCGAAGCCUCAAGUUCGCGAAGUACGAUUUCUCGUACUUGAUGGAGCAUUUCUUCAGGAAGAGAAGCGAGUAUAAGAAGAAAUAUCUGAGUAAUGCAAUGAAAGACAUAGAGAAGAUAAUCAGCGACAUGGUUGCUGACUCACUCCAGUGA